AUUUCAAAGGACCAGGAGAGGUGCUCUGUGAAGUCUGCUCUUCGGUCAAAGCUGUGAAGUUCUGUCAAAGCUGUUCUGUAUUCUACUGUGAGACCCACGUUAGACAGCACUACACAGUACCUAAACUCCAGAGACACAUACUGGUAGAGGUGACUGGUGACCUGGAGGAGAAAAUCUGUCAGAAGCAUCACAGACCUCUGGAGGUGUUCUGCAGGACAGACCAGAUGUUUAUCUGUAGUCUCUGUUCAGCCACAAAGCACGGAGGACAUGAUACAUACCAUGAUCAGAUGAAGAAAUCAGAAAUACAGAGUUUUGAAAGAAACAAAAACCAAAUUCUGACCUCAGACUAUGAGGUCGGUCCUCCUGAGAACAUCCAGGCCCAGUUGCUGACAUCUGACUCUGUGUCUCUGAGCUGGAGUUCUCCUCAGCGGGCCGAAGGACCACAGAAGUUCAGAGUGACCUGGGAAUGUGGUAGGGAGAAAAUCUCCUCAAGAGUGAAAGGAGGUCAUCUUGAAAUCACCAGCCUGAAACCUGGUGAGAAGUACCUGUUCACCGUGGCCACAGAGGGAGAUGAUGGUCAACUAAGCAGAUGUAUUUCUACAUCUUUAACCACAGUGGUCCCACCCAGAGACUUAAAGGUUGAUAAUGUGGAAUCCACCUCCUUCAGUCUCCACUGGACCAAGGGUAAAGGAAUGGAGACAGUCCCACAGCGUUUCCUCAUAUCCUACAGCAGCCCAGGAACCGACCCCCAUGCAGUGAAUACAGAGGGGUGUUACUGGACCUUCUCAAACCUGCAACCUGGCACACAGUACACUGUUGAUGUUGUAACUGUCCUGACCAAUGGGGAAGAGAGUGAACCUGUUUCUAUUACCAUCUGCACAGUAGACAUCCUGUGA
Esox lucius (northern pike) is the source of this 896-nucleotide messenger RNA. Its product is annotated as fibronectin-like. The transcript is spliced from 6 exons. The record is from RefSeq and is a predicted model, not a curated record. Bases 225 to 896 code for a protein of 223 amino acids. Gene Ontology annotation, molecular function: protein binding. Lineage: Eukaryota; Metazoa; Chordata; Actinopteri; Esociformes; Esocidae.